Messenger RNA from Penicillium canescens, 339 nucleotides. RefSeq names its product actin-binding ADF family protein. The record is from RefSeq and is a predicted model, not a curated record. Gene Ontology annotation, biological process: actin filament depolymerization; actin filament severing; cell motility. The transcript is spliced from 3 exons. Bases 1 to 339 code for a protein of 112 amino acids. Gene Ontology annotation, molecular function: actin filament binding. Gene Ontology annotation, cellular component: actin cytoskeleton; cytoplasm; actin cortical patch. NCBI's taxonomy places the organism in Eukaryota, Fungi, Ascomycota, Eurotiomycetes, Eurotiales, Aspergillaceae.
AUGAGUCAAGACAAAAAAACUAUAAUCGUGGAGAAGACUUCCGAGAGUGAGGAUCAUGAUGCUUUCAUCGCCGAUUUACCAGAGACGGAAUGUCGAUUUGCUGUCAAAGACUUCCUGUACGAAAGUGACCCCGCAGAGGGUGCAAGGAACAAGAUUCUUUUUAUAACCUGGACGCCAGAUAAUGCCCCAAUAAGAAGCAAGAUGGUCUUUGCCGCCUCAAAGGACGCUCUUAGGCGGAGUCUCAAUGGUAUUCAAGCCGAGGUACAGGGCACAGAACAUUCUGAGGUUUCCUAUGAGACGAUCCUGGAGAAAGUCACGAAACGGAAGAGUACAAACUAA